Molecule: messenger RNA, 3400 nt
Organism: Brienomyrus brachyistius
Lineage: Eukaryota; Metazoa; Chordata; Actinopteri; Osteoglossiformes; Mormyridae
Gene: wipf3
Product: WAS/WASL interacting protein family member 3
Exons: 8
Coding region: 1060-2379 (439 amino acids)
Molecular function (GO): actin binding
Source: RefSeq, a predicted model, not a curated record
AUAUUCCUGCAACAAAUACAUCAGGAAGAUUACACGUAUAAACUCGAUUUUACGUUAAUGUAGUUGUGCGCGUCGCGGGUGCUAUAAUAAGGUCUUGUUAUGAGAGAUAAAAUUGAAUCUACUCGACGGAACUUUUGUUUUCCUUAAAUACUGUAUUGCGAAUAUUUUUAAACACUCCGUGUAUGGUUUUAAUGUUCUUUUAGGGUUUAACGUUCGUUUUAACCUGCUGACUGCCUGCUUAGGUAUCCCGUUACAAACACUCUGCGCCGGCCGCAUAGCGGUCGCGGUUUUCGGCGUCUAACUUAUUUAAAUCUGGACGGGAAAUGUUUCAAAUAUAUGUCUAUGCAUGUAAACAGUGACCGACUAUUCUCCGUUGUUCACAAAAGGACCCCCUCCAGAUCAGACCCAGAUGGGGGGGGUCUGUCGGGCAGUUGUUCAGAGCAGCUGUCUUCUCAGCUGGGUGUUACUCCUAAAACAAAACUUUACAGGAGGGGUUUUUGGUCCGUCAGACGUGUGCUGAGCCCCCUUGCCGACAUAGCGAUGAAAGAACGGUAACAGUUCAACGAUACUAUUGAUGGAUUUUUGAACGGGAUGUGUCAGUCAGCGUGACGGCUGUGUUAUGUUCCUCUCAGCUUUGCAUAAUGAUUUGCUAGGCGUCUGACUUGGCAGAGGCAGGGCCGGACCGCCCUCCCCAGACAACACUGUCCAUUGUUAGGUCCCGAUCUCCCCAAGGAGGCAUUGUGGGACAAGGACUUCACUUCCGCAAAGAGGAGGGAACAUUCUUGUUUGGAAAGGCUGAAAUACACACCCCUCCCUUCAGUUAGUGUGGAUAGUGUUAUUUGGAAAAGGAAAAGGAAUAGUUUAGACGGGAGUCCAGCUUUGGAACGUGUCCUAGUAUUCAUUGCACCUCUUUGUUUUUGCAACUCAAGACAAGAAACAGUUCAUGCAUGUUCCAUUAUUUUUGUGUAAUGGGAAUUUCAGCAGAGGGCAGGCUGGACUUGCCUGUCAUUGUUGCAGUGGAAGCGACGCAGAGUCUCUCCAGGCGCUGAGGGCUUGGCAAUGCCUGUUCCCCCUCCACCUCCUCCGCCACCCCCCGCGCCUCCACCACCACCUCCUCCUCUCCACCCUGCCCAACCACCACCAUCCUCCAUAACGCCUCAGGGAUGGUCAGAUCCCUCGCGGACCCAGCGGCCGGCGCCCGGUGGUCGCAGUGCUCUUCUGGCCGACAUCCAGAAAGGAACCAAACUCAAGAAAGUGGCCACGGUCAACGAUCGCAGUGCGCCGGUGAUCGACAAACCCAAAGGCAGCCGUCCAGAUUCUGCCGCAAACAGCGGCGGCCUGGGUGGGUCUGGAGCUUUGGGGGGGCCUGUGUCCUCCGGACCCCCUCUGGCAGGUCUUUUCGCUGAAGGCUUUCCUGUACUAAGGCCAACAGGUCACAGGGACACAACUGUACCACGGUCCAGCGGCUCUGGGUUGAGGCAGCCGGUUUGGAGCCCCCCGGCGUCUGACAGCUGUCUCCUCGAGGCCCCUGACGUGGCCCCCCCCCCAAAACUGCCGGACAGAGGGAGCCCCAUGCGCUCCGCCGCGUAUCCGGCGGCCCCCGCGCCCACCUCCAGCAAACCCUCGCCGCCCCCUCACGACCGACCAAUCAAAGCACCGCCUGCGCCACAGUGCCCGCCCCCUGCUCCUCCUCCACAAACCACCAAGCCCACCUGGCUGCCGGUUCAGCCCCAUUCGCUUCCCCAGCCAUCUAUUCCGCCUCCACCUCCUCCUCCUCCUCCGCCAGCCUUCCCUGCAUCCGGCAUCCCCGACCGCUCUGCCAGCUUCUCUUUCCCUGCUGCCCCCCCUCCUCCUCCCCCACCCCCCAUGCAGUUUGGUAACUUCCGGGACCCUCCACCACCGCCUCCCCCCCUCUCCUAUUCAAGCUAUCCUUCAGUUCCGCCUCCACCCCCUCCGCCUUUGCAGCCCCCGCUGCCUAAGGUACCCCCUGUCCCAUCACCUGCUUUCAGAGCUGGAGUUCCCCCCCAGGCUCCCUCAUACCCCACUACAGCCCCAAGCCGCCGACCCCCAGCGGUUCCCAGACCUACAGGUGCGGGAAGGUUUGCUCCACCCCCUGCUCCGCCCGCUCGAUCCCCCGCUACAGAGCUAUCCAGCCGAAGUACGCCUCAAAACCCUCCCCCACCCCCACCGCCGCUUCCACCUUCAGUCACGAGAAAUGGUCACCUGCACAGUCUGGAUGACUUUGAGUCAAAGUUUCAGUUUCAUCCGAUUGAUGAUUUCCCUCCACCGGAUGAAUUUAAACCAUUUCCUCGAAUAUACCCUAGCAAAGAAGCCAGAGAGAGCACCAGACCUGCUCCUCUACGGACGCACAUACGAUGAAUUGAGUCUGCUGGGUUCUUGUACUGCAGUUCAUAUGAAAGAGUCGCAGACCUUCCACCUCCCUUAAGGACUCGGAGCCUUGGAGAGGCAGCAGCCUCCCACUGACUCUCGCUGAGAGUCUCCGCCGUGAAUCACGGCUCUCCGAGUCCAUCAGCCCAUCUGCCGCCUUGCUCUCAUGCCAACAUGUAGCCUCUCAUACAGCGGACUCUGCAUUGCUUGACGAUCAGAUGGCCUGGUUCGUGCACUUGUUCAAUCAUCCUUGCACACCCCAUGACUUGGGGUGCUGUGACUCUGUCCUUCUUGGGCCCCAGAUGACCUUUAACCCAUGUGAAGUGUGGAUUGUGUUAGAGGUUUGUAAAUAGAGCAUCAGCCACAUCCCUGCACAGGAGCGCAGCAGGAGCACGAAGUUCUGCUACCGGCCUACAUGAGCCAUCAUAUUAUGCCUCAUUUUUUUUUUUUUUUUACUAAAUUAUUAACCUUUUUUGAAUAUUUUGAAGCUUGAGACAAGCAGAUAGAUGAGGCGCAGGGGAGAGUAGAUGCUGCUGAGAAACAUUUUGUUAGUGUUAUUUGUGGAUUGUUUUUAACGGAGACGUAUCAGUAAAAAUGGGAGGAGCCAAAAUGAACGAAACGCCACGUCAUGGUCACACCUUGUUUUGUGUCUUUUCUGCUCGGGUUUGACGUUCAGAUCUGACCUCAGUGCGUUUUUAUCGCUUGCUUUAGAGUCAUUGUUCUAACCUAUUCCUGAUUCUGCUGAAGUUGGAAUUGGGGUAUUGGAGUUUGGUGAUCGAUUAUUAAAACAAAACCCAUAACAACUUUCACUACUUGCAUGAAUUAACACUACUUUCAAGUUAUUUGCAACAUUUCAAUUCAAGUUAAACACUUUACGCUCAGUAGCAAAAUAUGUAAAUGUGGAAUUUCCUUGUACUUUUCGUUUCAUUGGGUUCCAACAGUCGUAUCCAAGGAAAAAUACAGCAGAAAAGGUAAUGAAAAAUAAAACAUGGGAUACUGAGCCACUGGAAAA